GGCAAUGGAUUCCGAAAGCCUGCUGCUGUCGUUGGAGCUGGCAUCGGGCAGCGGGCAAGGUUUAAGCCCCGACCGUCGGGCUUCACUGCUCACCUCCCUGCUUCUCGUUAAGCGCGACUACCGCUACGAGCGGGUGUUGUUCUGGGGCCGCAUCCUCGGCCUGGUCGCUGACUACUACAUCGCGCAGGGCUUGGGCGAGGACCAGCUCGGGGAACGCAAGAGCCUGUACAGCUUGAACUGCAUGGAAUGGAGCCUCCUGCCGCCCGCAACAGAAGAGAUGAUCACCCAGACGUCCGUGGUGAAGGGCCGCUUCAUGGGGGACCCUUCACAUGAGUACGAGCACAUUGAGAUGCAGCAGAUGACUGAAGGAGACAGGACGUAUGAAGACGAGGUGGUGAUCCAAAUCAAGGAGGAAUCUCGCCUGGUGGCAGUCAUUGACCAAAUUGACAAGGCAGUGGCAGUCAUCCCCCGUGGAGCCCUCUUCAAGACCCCCUUUGGACCUGUCCAUGUCAAUAGGACAUUUGAAGGAUUGACUCUGGCAGAUUCCAAGAAAUUCAGUUCCUACUUCCAUUUUGCGGAGCCCGUGGAAUUGAAGAACAAGAGCCUGCUGGAGAAAGCUGACUUGGACCCUUCCUUGGACUUUUUGGACUCCCUGGAACAUGAUAUCCCUAAAGGGUCCUGGAGUAUCCAGAUGGAGAGAGGCAAUGCAUUGGUUGUGCUGAGAAGCUUGCUCUGGCCAGGCCUGACCUUCUAUCAUGUUCCCCGGACCAAGAAUCAUGGUUAUAUUUAUGUGGGCACUGGUGAGAAGAACAUAGACUUGCCCUUCAUGCUAUGACUGGGGUGUGCCUCAGCCUGGGUACUUUAUAUGCAGAGAAACUUGAAUAUAUUUUCAUAAACCACAUGAAUUUAUU
Messenger RNA from Trichosurus vulpecula (common brushtail), 911 nucleotides. RefSeq names its product radial spoke head component 9 (gene RSPH9). The transcript has 5 exons. The coding region runs from base 5 to 835 and encodes 276 amino acids. Gene Ontology annotation, cellular component: axoneme. Gene Ontology annotation, biological process: axoneme assembly; cilium movement involved in cell motility; motile cilium assembly. The record is from RefSeq and is a predicted model, not a curated record. NCBI's taxonomy places the organism in Eukaryota, Metazoa, Chordata, Mammalia, Diprotodontia, Phalangeridae.